CCGUGUGCGCGUGUGUGUGUGUGUGUGUGAGAGAGGGAGAGAGAGAGCGCGAGAGGAGUGUGUGUGUGUGUGUGGCGUCUGUCUGCCUCUCCACAUCUUCACCGAGGCAUUAGAGGUGGAUUUUUUUUUUUUUGUUUGUUUUAUUUUUGUAAAACAGGGACUAUCGCAAUAAGAAGGGUGAGGAAGGCUGGGAGAGGAAUAUAUAUAUAUAUUUAUUUAUUUAUAUAUAUAUCAAGGAUAAAAACAUGGCAGUAUUAUAGCACGAGGAAGGUGUGUCAGCGAUUAGCAUCAUCAGUGUCUAGAAAAAAAAAUCCAUCUCUACAUCUCUUCAUCUUCAUCAUUCCCAUGGGUUGAUCGAUCCUAUGGUAUCGAAAAAAAGACCGCAUUCAUACACAACCUCGGAUUAAAUAUCGGACGAUAUUUUUCCAUUGAAAAAGAAAAGAAAAGAAAAAAAACACGACGUUUGGCUUAAAUUUCCGGGUUUCUCCGGUAAACGAGCCGAGCUCGAAUCCGAAUCCAACUCCUCCCUCUCCUCCCGGUUUUCUCACCUCCUCCCACCCCCACCCCCCCUCCUCUCUAUGCUCAGCUCGGUGUGCGUGUCGUCGUUCCGAGGGCGAAAGGCGGGCAACCAGUCGUCCAACAAGGUAUGCGGGAGCGCCGACAUGCCGUGCCCGGCGGACAGCGAGCGCAUCGUGAUCAACUGCGGCGGCGUGCGCCACGAGACUUACCGCAGCACGCUGCGCACGCUGCCCGGCACGCGCCUCGCGUGGCUUACCGAGCCCGACGCGUCCAGCAACUUCGACUACGAUGCGGUGGCCGACGAGUUCUUCUUCGACCGUCAUCCAGCCGUGUUCGCCUUCGUGCUGAACUACUACCGAACCGGUAAGCUGCACUGCCCCGGCGACGUGUGCGGCCCGCUCUUCGAGGAGGAGCUCGCCUUCUGGGGCAUCGAUGAGACGGAUGUGGAGGCAUGCUGCUGGAUGAACUACCGGCAGCACCGUGAUGCUGAGGAAGCGCUCGACAGUUUCGAGACACCCGAACCGGACCCGCCGGACGAUGAUGCCGCGCUUGCCGGAGGAGCGGACGGAGACCUGCGGCGUCUCUGCUUGCACGAGGACGGGCGCAAAGUGGGUUGGUGGCGCGUGUGGCAACCCAAAAUCUGGGCACUUUUCGAAGACCCUUAUUCAUCCAAAUACGCACGGUAUGUGGCGUUUGGCUCGCUGCUCUUCAUCCUCAUUUCCAUCUCGACGUUCUGCAUGGAGACGCACGAGGCAUUCAACACCGUCUACAACCGGACAGAGAACGUGACGGUGGGCAACGUGACACGCGAGGAGGUCUUCUUCGAGGUGGUGACGGACAGCUGGCUUACAUACGUAGAGGGCGUGUGCGUGAUAUGGUUCACCUUUGAAGUGUUUACGCGUGUCAUAUUUUGCCCAGACAAGGCUGAAUUCUUCAAGAGCACUCUAAACAUCAUUGACUUUGUGGCCAUCCUGCCAUUCUACCUAGAGGUUGGUCUGAGCGGCCUUUCAUCCAAGGCGGCCAAGGACAUGCUGGGCUUCCUGCGUGUGGUCCGGUUUGUCCGUAUCCUGAGGAUCUUCAAGCUCACGCGUCAUUUUGUUGGGCUUCGUGUGCUGGGUCAUACGCUUCGCGCCAGCACCAAUGAGUUUCUCCUGCUUAUCAUCUUCCUUGCCCUCGGAGUGCUCAUCUUUGCCACCAUGAUCUACUAUGCCGAACGCAUCGGCGCCAGCCCCAAUGACCCCACGGCCAGUAACCACACUAGAUUCAAGAACAUCCCCAUCGGUUUCUGGUGGGCCGUGGUCACCAUGACGACUCUGGGGUACGGUGACAUGUACCCUGAGACGUGGUCGGGUAUGUUGGUUGGUGCUCUGUGUGCCCUGGCUGGUGUGCUGACGAUUGCCAUGCCUGUGCCCGUCAUUGUCAACAACUUCGGCAUGUACUACUCACUGGCCAUGGCCAAGCAGAAGCUGCCCAAGAAAAAGAAUAAACACAUUCCACGAGCCCCACAGCCCGGCUCGCCCAACUACUGCAAGCCUGACGCUCUGGCUAUGGCUACUGCUUCACCUCAGAGGAUCCUGGGUAACGUUCUGGGCGGGGUCAUGGGCUCAGGCGGACUCACUGGAGACUGUCCUCUCGCUCAGGAGGAGAUCAUAGAAAUUAACAGAGACUCGAAGCAGAACGGGGACGCGGCGAGUGCGGCGCUGGCUAAUGAGGACUGUCCCACCAUAGACCAGGUGCUGAGUCCGGACGAGCGCAGUCCGGUGGCCCGAACACGCGAGCGCUACCAGCAGGACCGAGCAUGCUUCCUGCUGAACACACGUGACUUCAGACCCUCAGAAUCCAACGUCCGGAAAGCCACGGGCUACGAGAAAUCUCGCAGCUUGAACAACAUAUCGGGAAUGGCAGGGUCCUCGCUGCGUUUGACCCCGAUCACCGGCGCGCCCUAUGACCCCUACGAGGCUCCGGGACCCCUGCGCCGCUGCCGCUCACCCAUCCCUUCCAUAUUGUAGAGCGAAAAAAUAAAGCAACAAGGAAAAUGCUAGAAACUCAGGACAGGGGAACAGGAGGAAGACAGGAUGGAGGCUGACCAGUGGAACUCAAUGGAAGCAAUAACCAACAAUAACCAUCUUGAAUGUAGCGAGCCCUUCCUCCAUCCUCGUCCACUCAGCUUCAGGUGCAUGCGUAUAAGUAGUGCUGCAAGAAGGUGCACUGCGUUGUAUUUUAGUGAGAUCAAUCUGAUCAGCAGCAAGAUUGGAUUGAAAUUACCAAGUAGGAAUAUUCCUCGGAAAUUCACAAAAAUAAAAAACGCUGAUUAGCUAUAUUAAGUCGUAAAGCCUUAGCCUAGGUUCACACUAGCAAGUGAAAAGUCGCAUGUGUCUUUAGUCAUGUAAAAAAUUGUAGUAGCUAAAAUGUGUAGCUGGUAACUAGCACCAACCUUCAUGUUUCACGCCAAACUUCGUAAUAGCUUUGUGGUCAGUUAGGAUACAUAAACUCAACACCCGGCAUCAACAACAGCUACUUUUGUUAAGCGGAAGUAUAAAAAAAGGAGGAUAAAAGGAAUCUAUGGUUAUACGUACAGUUUUUUUUUUCAAAGAAUUGAAGAAAAGUCGGACCAGGAUCCGCCCUAGGAAUGGUUCCAGGUUUAAGGAUUUAGAACAGAAUUUACACUUGUGGCUUUGUCGCUAGCUAUUGUGAACCUAGCAUUAGAGAACAGUAAGUGUGAACUCUAUACAAGUAGCUGUUGUGCUCAAUACUAUCGUGGGCCAAACAUCUUCAUUCUCAUCAGUAGAGCGAGAUAUAAAACAGGCUGCCAAAGAACGAUGCGAGGAAGACGAACGGAGCUACUUAAAUGAUCUUCCUGACAUUUUGCUAAACCUUAUCCUUUCACCGGACUGGAUAAUAAUCACUGAACAUUUUUAAUGCGAUGAAUGCGUACAAGCUAGUAUAUACGAUCCUUACACAAACAGGUUUAGAAGGAAAAGUGAAAUUUAUUGUAUGCUCUUAAAAGUUUUUUUUGGUUUAAAUAACACUAUGAUUAUCUUGGCUAAUAAUAUCUGCAGAUCUCAUGCUAGAUACUAGCUACAUGUUACAUUCAUAUAGGAUCAAUUCGAUGGAGGAUAAAUUGGAUACAAUGGGAUGCUGCGAGUGGAGCGACUUAUUAAUUCACAUCAUUUUGUUUAUGCUUUUUUGUUUGUUUACAUUCUUAGCACUUAUCAACAUAUUUUUUUUGUUCAUUUUGGCUUGUUAUUUAUUUAUUUAUUUAUUUAUUAUUUUUUUUACGUUUGUACAAUCUACACAAAAUAAAUUCUUGCAAAUAAUCCGGCAGUGAUUACACUGCAAAGUAAGACAAUUUGGGCAUUAAUUCAAAUGAUUUGUUUGAACAUUUUUCUACACUAAUUUAUUUAUUUAAUUUAUUUUUUAUUUUAUCCAAACCCAGUGAAAUUGAAAAAGUAAGGAAUCAUUUUUGAUCUGGGAAAACUCACCAUUUAUAGGAAAUAUUGAUUAUAUAUAUACAUGCAAAAUGUGCAAUAUACCACUCAUGAUGCUGGAAAAGUUCUUCAUGCGCACACGUGUUUGUAAAAAAAAACAAAAAACUAAUGAUCAGUGUAUGAAGUAGCUAAGCAGAUUUGAAGAUUAUAUGACUAGUGCUUUUUUGAUCUUGUCCUUGUUAAUGUCCUGUUGUUUGUUUGUUUGUUUGUUUUUUAAAAAAUCUGCUUCCAAUGUAAUUUUUUGAAGAUAAUUGUUUUUAUUGUUAAAAACAUUCCUUUUUUCCACUCUGUUUCAUUUGUAUAUGAUAUAUACGCAAGUGUUAACUAUCUGUGUAUCUUUUUGUUAGAUAGAAAAUAUUCAGGUCUGUCGGACCAAGUGCUUCCAGAAUUUUAAAAGGGGUAAAAAAAAAAUUUUAAUUAAAAUAAAAUAAAUAAAUAAUAAUAAUAACAAAGCCAUUUCUGAGAAAAUGCUUCCUUGGAAUCAGAAAAUAAAAAAGAAAAGUAAAAUAAUAUAUUGCAAUAAUUGCAAAUACUGUGUACGUAAAUUAUUAUAUAUUAGCAUUAGAUGUUUGCGUAGUUUCCUAAUGGAGAAUAAUCAGCCAAUUGUUGGCGCACAUUUAAAAAUAAAAAAGGAGCCAUUUUGUUUUAAACAUGGCGCCUGUCAUAGCAAAACUGGGCCAAGAUUUCUAGCUGAUCUUUGCAUAGAAUUUUCAUAGUAGGAGUAAAGCAGGGCGUAUAUCAAACUCUAGGAUUUAAUUAAAAGGGUUCUUAUUAGAAUUGAUGGAGAAAAAAAUUAUUAUUUUAUAGUCUAGUAGGAAACAAUGAUUUGCUGAAAACUUUUUUUUUAAGAAAUGUUUAUAAUUUAACUAAGAUGGCUACUAGAUUUACAAUUUUUUCUAGUUUACAUGGGUAUUUUGCUUGAAAGGAGAGCUGCAAGGAAAAUGAGUGUACUGGAACAUCCAACGUAGCAGCUAGUUUUAUUUAUUAUUAUUCUCACUUGCUUUCAGUGCAUUAUGGGGAAAAAAAGUACAAUAGAUUUUGUGUAUUUCGGAAAUUCUUACCAUUCUAAUAAGAACACUAUAAUGAAAUUCUAGUGUUUGGGAUUAGUGUUACUGUGACAGAUUCAGGAAAAAAAAACUUACGGGCGAUCUUAAGACACUCCGAGUGCAAUAGCUGUUCUUUCAGAGCCGCUCCUUCUCCAUAAAAGUAGGAGCGUCAGAGUAGCGCGGCCCGUAAGAGCUCCAGAGGCAUUUACGUAAAUUAAAAAUCCCAUUCCUUAAACGAUAAUAGAAUUAGCCAGGGAGGAGAUUUAUAUCCUUGAUCAAUACCAGUCACCAUUUCUCCAUUUGUCAUCCAGUCAGUGUCCACUUGUAUAUCUAAUAUUAUUGUCCUGUUGUUGUAGUUAUGUAGUUGUACAAAUGUUGUUUUUUGGAAAAUGUAGAGAAUUUCAACUCUCAGCUGUUUGUGUAGUGUGUGUGUGGGGGGGUGUCUUCCAUAUUGUUGUAACGGAUACAACACGAUCAGGACACUUUCAGACAUGUUUGUUUUGAAACUGUGAGCUCCCUCUAUGAGGCUACUUUUAAGCUGCUGUGUGUUAUUUAAAAAAUAAACAAUCGAAUGAAUGAAAGAACGAAUGGAUGAAUCAAAUAAACCACUAGCUAGAUUUAACUAGCUUCACCUGCCAACUUUGCUGUACAUACCUGUAUCUACACAAUAUACGUGAAAACCCAUUAAAAGGAUCUAUAAUGUAUCUAUCUCACUGUAUGUUGCUUAUUCUGUGCCAUGUCCCAAAUCGUAUGGUGUUUUGUCUUGUAUAGUAUUUUGUUGUGCGUGUUUGUGUGCUAUAUCGAUGUAUUCUUUUGCACAAGCUACAUUAAAAAAAAAAUACUGCACUUACACACCAUAUGUGCACCCACUGUUCAUUCAAGCACGCAAACAUUGCACAUCAAUCUUAGUACUUUUGCAGGUAAAAGAGUUUAUAAAUAAAUCUGUCAAGACAAACACUGUCCAGUAAAUUGAACUACAGCAACAUUUCUUCCAAUUGUUGACGUUGUGAUUCUGCUGGACAACCUCCAGCGUUCCCGAUUCUCCUGAAGUUCUCCUAGCCUAUUUCAGUUUGUGUUGCCGAAUCAUAAAAUGAAUCCAAAUGAUACAUGAAUGAUUUUAAACUACAGUUAAUAGUGAAUUAUCUGUUAACAGAACUUUCGCAUGCUUAACUUUAACCACCAUCGACAGUGUUAAGUUUCUAGCAUUCACCGAUUCUUUAAAGAAGACACAAUUAGGUGUUGUUUUCUGAGUUUACGGAUGGAGGCGCAUCUCAUCCAAGAUGCGACACUUGAGGAAUGUUGGUGUGACGGAGGAAUUGCCCGGAAAGACAUGGAAAAUGUAAGCGUCUGAGGCUGGAUCUUCACACAGUAACCAAAGCAACCUCUUGGAAUUCUGGACCCAUUCCUCGUUCUACUGAAAGACUUCUUCUUAAUACAGCGAGACACUGGGCAUUUCAAUCUGAUUUGGAGAGAAAAGUGACAUGUGAGGCGAAAAAAAAAAUUCAAACAAAAACAUUCCAUAAUGCUUUGUGUCUGCCGUAUAAGAUCAAAACACCAGAAGCCCCGAGUACCGCGUUAAUCUGCGGCAUGGAGCUCUGAGUGUGCAUUAUUCUACGUUUUUGAGAAUGAUGGACCAAGCUAGAUUAAUCAUGUAGCAUCUCUGCUAACCCUUUGUAGCAUUUGUUGGUGGACAAUCCUCUCCAGCAAUUUUUAGAGACUUUGAUAUUCAUUAACGGUUUGCACACACUGACUAAUAAUGACUUAGUCAUGCACAAACCUUUAUCGUUUUAGCAUUCCGGAGGAACAUGUCGUCAGCAUACUUGUCCUGUGUAGUCGUGUUCUUUUUGUUUGUUUUGUUUGUUCCUUUCUUUUUAUAGAAGCCCCCAGUACCUUUUACACUUACAUGUCCCUAUUUUAGUUUUAUGACUUGGACACCUUUUAUGGUAUGGGUUGCUAUUCUGACAUGAGUCUUCCAUUCUUUUCCAUCGGUUCAGAAAAGGCAACUUCAAAUCAUUUAGUCCGCCAAACCAAAGCCCUCCACCGAGACCAAAUAAGAGUCCAAGAUUGGUUCCCUUAGGUAAAGUCUGGAUCGCCGAACCAACAAGAUUCUCCCUUUAGAUGCACACAGGCUAUCAGGUGUAGCAGGACCAGUUAAUGCCAUUAAAUCUCUGCCAAGCUUAUUAGCAGUAUGACGGUCUUUUCCUGAGAAAGAUCCGUUCUCAAGUCCCUUCUUUGAAUGUCUCUCUUUGAAAGUGAUACUUGAGUUAUUUAUUUUUUAAUGAAUUAAUUUUAGUAGUAGAGCUAAAGCUGCCAUAGUGAAUCCAUGUGCACAUCGUCAACACUUGACUGACACACUGCCACAUCAUCGACGACUGCUCGGACCAAUAACGUGUGCAUGCUACCCUUAUACCUUUUUAGAGAUGAUUUAGGCUUAUGGAGGUCUUUAAAGGUGGUUUUCCUGAUAUCUCCUGUUCUCCCUUUCGCUCUGUCUUUUAUGUCCUCCAACAUCAAGGAAAUUUGUCUUCAAGGACAUUGGUACUUCCAGUAAAAAAAAAAAAACAAUAAGGGAGGACAAAUGUACAAAGUAGAAGAAAUAUAUAUAUAUCUAUAUAUUUUGAUAAGUGGGCGGGAGAAAUAACAGAAGAGCAGUUCAAGAAUCAUACAAAGAAACAAAAAAACUGCACCUGGGAAUUGGAAAAAAAAAUGAAAGGGUGGGAAAAACCCUGCAACACUGCAACUGCUUCCUACUCAGAGGAAAGGAGGGAAUAAAGAGACUAACAAAAAAAAUAAAAAAUAAAUAAAUCAAGAGCUCCUGAAAUGGAGGAAGCAAGAAGACUGAACAAUGAAAUAAUGGAGAUUUAAAAAAAAAAAAAGAGAGAAAAUGCAAGGACAAAUCUUUAAAAAAACAAAAAAAGAUUUCAAAAAAAUGAAAAGAAAAAAAACGUUAAGAAAAUGUUUUUUUUUUGUUUUGUUUUUUUGUAACAUUGUUUACCAGCAUGAGUUCUUUGCAUGAGUAUUUUCUGCAAGCCCUUAGUUGAAGUGAGGAGGGCUAGAAAUACAUUUAAAAAAAUAAAUAAAUAAAAUAAUAAUUAUUAUAUAAAAAAAAAGAUCAAAUAAAAAAUGAUAUGCAAUGAAUAUUUAAAAAAAAAGAUUAUAUUAAAAAGAGCUAUAUUUUGUUUUGAAAUAGUAAAAAAAAUGUGAAUAAAUAUCAGACUAUAUGUAUGACUGCAAGAUAAACUUUUAUUAGAUUUGAAGGAGAAAAAAAAACAAUUAGAAAUCACACCAAAUUCUCCUUUGCUACUUAUUGCCCCACUUAUAAUAUCUCGUCGAUUUUCCACGUUCACGUCACAUGUCCACGGACACACAUUUUGCAGGCAUGAGUGUGUGAUCUGUUGUCUGGUAGUAUUAGAUUGCUGAGAGGCUUUUCUUUUCUUUUUUUUUCUAGCUUCUUCUGUAGCCAAAGUGGUGCUGAUUUUCAAACCUUCUUUUAAUCCAGCCUUAUUUUUUUUCCCCAGCAUGCAUUGAAAGCAAAACUAUAUAAAUCUAUAUAUAUAUAUACAUAUAUAUAUAUAUAUAUAUAUAUAUAUAUAUAUAUAUAUAUAUAUAUAUAUAUGAAGCAUCUCAGUCUGAGUCGAGUCGAUGUGGCAAUAAAUACCAACGACAAUAAUAGUGUGAAUACUGUGGAGGUUGUAGCUGGGCAGAAGGGUGUUGUGGGGAAUUUUCUUUUAAUAGACAAGAGUUUGUCUAGUCUCAGGUGAAAAAAAAAGAAGAAGAAGUGGGAUGCUUGUCUUGCUUGUAUUUCAGUCCAACUGUCUGUCCUGUCUGUCCUUUUUUUUUUGUCUGUCUCUCUCUCUACGAAUUCAAACCAAUUUUUGGUUUUUACAAAAACAACUUUAGCAGCAAUACUGAAAUCGCACAAGGGACGUAAUCUUUGCUUUUUCCACAUCAUCACGUCACGGUUUCUUCUAGAACCUUGGGGUGUUUUCGAGGUCUUCCGAUGCUGUCCUGCCUUGAGCCGAGCGCGGCGAAUAACAGAAAGUCAGUGACGCUGAAUUGUAUCAGCGAAGACAACUUUAAACGUCAUAGCUGUUUUGACGCUGUUACAGAAUUCUUUCAAUUGAAAAUGUGUGGAGGUCUGGGAAAAACCCAGCUGGUUUUUGUCAAACUGGCAAAAAUGGUGACCGAAAUUUAGGCCAAAAUUUUGGGCCAGUAGCAUAUCGGAACACCACAAAUUUUAAGAAAUCAUGUAAACAAAAAAAAUGUUUUGAUUUACAUCCUAAGACCUUGCUAGCUAACCCUUUUUCCACACUAGUUUGUGGCACUUACAGUUUGUCGCAACCAAAUAAUUGAGAUUAAAAUGUGAGUGGAGAAUGGAAGAAACGUUGGGCACCUUAGCAUGCGGUCAAUAACUUAUUUAUAGAGGACAGGGAAAAUCUUCUUGUAAAUGUUGUUAAAAUUAAUUUUGUACUUGGUAAUGUAACCAUAGUUCGUUAGAAUUAUUUAUCUGAUAGACAAUUUGCCAACGUUAAUAAGCUUAUUGAAAAUUAUUUUUUCCCUGCAUAAAUGUGCAGUUUUUUAAAAUUCUAUUUUAUUUAUUGAUUUAUUUAUUUAUUUGGAGAAAUUUGAAUUUUUUUUAAGUGUACACAAUUCGCUUUUUAUAACAAACCUUUUAGAUUUUUAACAAGUACUUUGAAGGCCGAGAAGUAUGUUGGGUUUUUUUUCUGGUUUUUAAAUUUCACACAUUUCGAUAAUACUAGUACAAACCAUCCAAAAUACUACUUAUGUAGAAAAACAAAGUACAGUUUCUGAAGAAUUUUCCAGUCCUGAGGAGUUUCUUAUACAGUGAAUGUCAUGCUUUGAUAAAGGUAUUGGAUCAUCUCCAGUUUUUUUUUUUUUUACUUUUAAGGUGUUUUUUGACAAUAUAUUUUCGAAAUUUGGUUGCGGGGAAUACAAAAGAAUUUCAGAAUUUCGGUUCAAAAAUGCCUGGGGUUUCGCCAAAUUUCAUUGUAUAAAGGGUUUUCCCAGUCCACCAUCACAACAAACAAAUAAUAUUUUGACUGGACUCAAAAUUCUUGACUAGGUGAAAAUGAUGAUUACGGUAUGUCUAUACCGGCGUUGGGUGUAGCCUCUAUUAAAUUUCCGUUUCCAUGGUGAUGGUACAUUUGAGACAGGGCAGAUUUGCCUGUAGCUUCAAACUCACAUCAAGCCAAUGUGAUUUGGAAUCAGGCCCAGGUCACGUGUUUUAAUCAAAAUCGUAAUUUUAGCAAAAAAAUAACGAUCCUGAGUAGCUGAAACAAACCGUUAUUUGUGGAAUUCUUUUUGUUUGUUUUUGUGUUUGACCUAAAACUGUAGCAGAGAAGCCUCUUCGAAAUCCCAGUAGCAUCAAUCGUGUUUUGUGUGUGUGUGUGUGUGUAGCUGUAAAUUACACAAGAGUGGACUGAAUGUAUUAUAAUUAUUUUUUACACUCUUCAGCUGUGUUAAUAAAAUGAUCAAUUAUCACAAAAUGCUGCCAGUGAGCAAAGUGAUUUUAAGAAAGAAAAAAGAAGAAGAAGGGAUGGAGAGACAGACAGACAGACAGACAGACAGACAGGAAAGACAAAAAAAAAAGAGCACAAAAAUGUUAGGAGGAGAAUGUGGGGAAACGUUAAAGAACACUGUGUGUUUCAGACUGCCAGGUUUUAAGAUGCUGCUAUGAAAGAAAAAUGUUUUCUUUAGAAAUAUAUUCAUAUAUCUGUGUAAAUAUAUAGUACCAGACAGAAGAUCGGAUUAGACCGGACACAUCCAUGAAGGUUUCGACGUGAAAAUGAAUGACAUUUAGGCUUGGAACAAAAUAACACAACACAAUAUUUGGCAUAUUUCUGUCAAGGUGACUCCAAAAAGGGGCGGGGCUUAUCAGUAUAUCAAUCUUAAUCACAGUUCCUCCUCUCAAACAGCAGGGGGGCUGUAAAAACGACAAACAGCUGCUUUAAAAUAAUAUUUCUGAAACACAAUGGUGUCAACCUUCAUGUUGUGGUUUUUUAAAAGAAACUUAAUAAAACAUCCAGUUUGUCCAGACUUCUGCUUGGUACUUUAUAUACACAUGUUUUGUUAUGUUAUGUUUUUUUGUUUAAUUGUUCAAACAAAUCGUCAUGUUUUAGUCACAAACCUAUCAUAAGAAAACCUUUAAAACCCUACAUGUGUGUGUGUUUUUUAUUUUUAUUUUUGGGUGUUUAAAAAUUCACUGAAUGAUUUUCGCAAAACCGGAAUAUAGGAACAUAGAGAGUUAGAGUUUUGUAUGAUUGUGCCAAGAUUUUUUUGUUUUUCAAGCAGCGAAAAGUAAAAAGCGCACUCUCACACACACUCUCUCUCUCUCUCUCUUUCCCUCUCUCUCACACACACACGUACGCAAAAGCUCGAUGCAUACCAUAGACAUGGUGUGAAUGCAAUCAUUCCUGUCCUCUUUGCAUUAAGUGAUAAGUUGAAUUUGUCACAGAUGCAAAUACACACAUUCCUUUGUUGACAUGUUUAUUUAUUUAUUUGAUUUCUUUUUUCUUUCUUUUUUUUGGCACAGGUGGGUUUCUUUUCUCGGUUGCGUUCUUUUCCGUGCCUGCGAUUAUAUCAGCUGAAUCAAUCAUGACUUUCUGUGUGUACUGAUUGUGUUUUAUUUGAUGUACUUGAAUUACAGAUAUGCAAUCUUUGCCACACUGACCACUGCCAACCCAAUCAACAUGAUCAGUAAUUAAGACGAUUAAAGUAAUUAGUAACCAUGUU
Messenger RNA from Hemibagrus wyckioides, 11803 nucleotides. It is a transcript of the gene kcnc3b, whose product is annotated as potassium voltage-gated channel, Shaw-related subfamily, member 3b. Gene Ontology annotation, cellular component: dendrite membrane; voltage-gated potassium channel complex; axon. The coding region runs from base 579 to 2528 and encodes 649 amino acids. Gene Ontology annotation, molecular function: delayed rectifier potassium channel activity; protein binding. The transcript is spliced from 6 exons. Lineage: Eukaryota; Metazoa; Chordata; Actinopteri; Siluriformes; Bagridae. Gene Ontology annotation, biological process: potassium ion transmembrane transport; protein homooligomerization. The record is from RefSeq and is a predicted model, not a curated record.